This is a messenger RNA of Polyodon spathula (Mississippi paddlefish), 4540 nucleotides long. Its product is annotated as cullin-associated NEDD8-dissociated protein 1-like. Gene Ontology annotation, biological process: protein ubiquitination; SCF complex assembly. The transcript has 15 exons. NCBI's taxonomy places the organism in Eukaryota, Metazoa, Chordata, Actinopteri, Acipenseriformes, Polyodontidae. Gene Ontology annotation, cellular component: nucleus. Bases 159 to 3869 code for a protein of 1236 amino acids. The record is from RefSeq and is a predicted model, not a curated record.
GUAUCAGGUUUUCCAGCGAGUUCUAACCCUGAAAACGUCACUCUUGCCCUCUCUCGCCAUAUUCUCCAUGUAAACAGAAACCACAGCUGAAUUCGUCAUUUCAAAACUUAAACUGAAGACCAUUUGCAUUUGCAAAAUAAUACCGUUACAAUCAAAAGAUGGCCAGUGUGUCCUAUCAUAUCUCCAACCUGCUGGAGAAAAUGACAUCCGCUGACAAAGAUUUUAGGUUUAUGGCCACCAAUGAUUUGAUGGUGGAGUUACAGAAGGACUCUAUAAAGCUGGAUGAAGACAGCGAGAACAAGGUGGUCACAAUGCUGCUGAAACUGUUGGAGGACAAGAACGGAGAGGUACAGAACCUGGCAGUCAAAUGUCUGGGCCCACUGGUAGGCAAGGUGAAGGAUUACCAAGUUGAGACCAUCGUGGACACGCUGUGUACAAACAUGCUGUCAGACAAGGAGCAGCUGCGGGACAGCUCCAGUAUGGGCCUGAAAACAGUCAUCGCAGAGCUUCCUCCAGCCUCCACUGGGUCGACUCUGACCACGAAUGUGUGCAAGAAAAUCACUGCCCAGCUGACUGGAGCCAUCAGCAAGCAGGAGGUGUCAGUGCAGCUGGAGGCUUUGGAUAUCCUCUCUGACAUGCUGAGCAGGUUAAGCAGUACUCUGAUCUCCUUCCACUCGCCCAUCCUGAGCUGCCUGCUGCCCCAGCUCACUAGCCCCAGGCUGGCUGUGAGGAAGAGGGCCAUCAUCGCCCUCAGUCAUCUGGUGCCCAGCUGCAGCGCAGCGAUCUUCACAGAGCUGAUGAAGCACCUCCUCACAGAGCUCUCCAGGAACGAGUCCACCUCCACAACCCGCACCUACAUCCAGUGUUUGGCGGCCAUCAGCAGGCAGGCUGGACACAGAGUUGGAGAGCACUUGGAGAAGAUCAUUCCAGUGCUGGUGAAGUACUGCAGUGUGGAGGACGAUGAACUCAGAGAAUACUGCUUCCAGGCGUUUGAGUCAUUUGUUCGAAGGUGUCCAAAGGAAAUGUCUCCCCAUAUCCCUACUGUGAUUGGACUGUGCCUCAAAUACAUCACCUACGACCCCAAUUACAACUACGACAAUGAUGAGGAGGAUGACGACAAUGCGAUGGACACAGAAAGUGGGGAUGAGGAAGACGAAGAGACAGGUGACGAGUACAGUGAUGAUGAUGACAUGAGCUGGAAGGUUCGGCGGUCCUCAGUGAAGUGCCUGGAGGCCGUGGUGAGCACACGGCAUGACAUGCUGCAGGACUUCUACAAAACAGUGUCACCUGCCCUCAUCGCCAGGUUCAAGGAACGAGAAGAGAACGUCAAGGCAGAUAUCUUCCUGGCUUACAUGUCCCUGCUGAAACAAACACGACCCAUGCAGGGCUGGCUGCAGUCGUCAGACAUCAUGGGGAAGGAAGAAUCCUCUCUUACAAUGCUCAAGAGCCAGGUUCCAAAUGUUGUGAAAGCCUUACACAAACAGCUGAAGGAGAAAAGUAUUAAAUCUAGACAAGGCUGCUUAUGUCUUCUCACAGAGCUGGCAAAUGUAUUACCAGGUGCUCUGGCAGAUCAUAUACCAGCCUUAAUACCAGGCAUUGUGUACUCUCUAACUGACAAGUCUAGUUCCUCAAACAUGAAGAUUGACAGCUUGUCCUUCUUGAAUGUCAUUCUUUGUAACCACCCUCCUGAAGCUUUGCAUCCUCACAUCAAGGUGAUCCUGCCCCCCGUGGUGGCCUGCAUUGGAGACCCCUUCUACAAGAUCACUUCAGAGGCUCUACUGGUAACCCAGCAGCUUGUGAAGGUCAUUCGACCACUGGAAAAGCCCUCCUCCUUUGACUCAAAGCCAUAUGUGAAAGAUGUAUUUUCAAGCACUUUGAAGAGACUCAAAGCUGCAGAUAUAGACCAAGAGGUUAAGGAACGAGCCAUCUCCUGCAUGGGUCAGAUUAUCUGCAACCUUGGAGACCAAUUGGGUGGAGAGCUGCAGCCUACUCUAAAAAUAUUUCUUGAAAGACUCAAAAAUGAAAUCACAAGACUGACAACUGUAAAGACACUAACUUUGAUUGCAGGUUCCUCUCUGAAAAUAGAUCUUAAGCCCGUUCUGGCUGAAGGGGUACCCAUAUUGGCCUCUUUCUUAAGAAAGAAUCACCGUGCCUUAAAACUUAUGACUUUAAUUGCUUUGGACAUCAUAAUUAAGAACUAUAGCGACUGCCUCAAGCCUGCCAUGAUUGAAUCUGUUCUUAGUGAGAUUCCGUCAUUGAUUGGGGAAAAUGAUAUGCAUAUUUCACAAGUGGCUAUAAUGCUCCUCAGCUGCUUGACAAAGGUCUGUCCUUCCUCUUUGUCUAAGAUCAGUGGGUCUGCUUUGCCUGAAGUCUUUAAUUUGGUCCAUUCCCCGUUACUGCAGGGAGGAGCAAUGAAUGCAAUUCUAGAUUUCUUCCAAGCAUUGGUUGUAACCAAAGCAGGUAAUAUGGGUUUCAAUGAGCUUCUGAAACACCUAACAGGUCCUUUCUAUGGCUCCCAAAAGUCUGGUGGAUCAAACAUUAUUCACCGACAGUCCUACUACUCUGUGGCGAAGUGUGUGGCAGCGCUUUCUUCAACCUGUCCGAAGGAAGCAAUUAAUAUGGUUAAUCACUUCAUUCAAGAUGUUAAGAACACAAAGUCGUCCGACUCGGUGAGAAUACUGGCUUUCCUUUGUCUGGCUGAGGUAGGACGUACUAUGAACCUUGGUGGACAGAAAGAGCUCAAAACAGUCAUCAUUGAGUCAUUUUCAUCCCCAAACGAAGAAGUAAAAUCGGCUGCAUCUUACGCAUUAGGUAACAUUUGUGUGGGGAACCUGAAUGAAUACCUUCCCUUCAUGCUAAGUGAGAUUGGAAGUCAACCGAAGAGACAGUACCUGCUUCUUCACUCCUUAAAAGAGGUCAUCAGCUCGUCUUCUGUGGAGGCCUUGAAGCCUUAUGUGGAGGACAUCUGGACCUUGCUGUUCAAGCACUGUGAGUGUUCGGAGGAGGGGACACGCAAUGUGGUUGCAGAGUGUCUGGGAAAACUCACCCUUGUAAAUCCUGCCCAGUUACUACCCAGGCUAAAGAAACAGCUGACUUCAGGUUCACCAUAUACUCGGAGCACCAUAGUCACUGCAAUAAAGUUUACUAUUACAGACCAGCUUCUGCCAAUAGACACACUUUUAAAGGGAUGCAUAGGGGAUUUCCUGAAGACAUUACAAGACCCUGAUCUGAAUGUCAGACGUGUGGCCUUGGUGAUGUUUAACUCUGCCGCUCAUAACAAGCCUUCCUUAAUCCGAGACCACUUGGACAGUGUGCUUCCCCAUCUCUACAACGAAACCAAAAUCAGAAAGGAUCUCAUUCGGGAGGUGGAAAUGGGCCCUUUCAAACACACAGUGGACGAUGGCCUGGAUGUGAGGAAAGCUGCUUUUGAGUGCAUGUACACCCUCCUGGAUAGCUGUCUGGAUCAGCUGGAUAUCUUCGAAUACCUGAACCAUGUGGAAGAUGGGUUGAAAGAUCACUAUGAUAUCAGGAUGCUGACAUUCAUUAUGCUGGCUCGCUUGUCUGCCAUGUGCCCCAAUGCUGUCAUGCAAAGACUGGACCGACUGGUGGAACCACUUAGAGCAACCUGCACCACAAAGGUGAAGGCUGGCUCGGUGAAGCAGGAGUUUGAGAAGCAGGAUGAGCUGAAACGCUCGGCCAUGCGGGCUGUAGCAGCGCUGCUCACCAUCGCAGAGGCUCAGAAGAGUUCUGUCAUGUCAGACUUCACCUCCCAGAUCAGGGCCAACAGCGAAAUGGCUUCCAUCUUUGAAAGCAUUCAGAAGGACACCAUCUCCUCCACCACUGCCACAGAAACAAUGGACACCAGCUAAAAUCAGUCUGUCUGUUACCAAAUCAAGAAUGCUGUGGUUUGAUACCGUCUAACAUUAAGGCACCAUUUUCAAAUGAGAAGUGAUCAACUUAACCAGUUUGUUGUUUUCAUGGUAUAUUGUAAUGCUGUAAACAGAGGGUGAUGUAAUAAAACACCUCUAAGAAUAUUGUGCCAGAUAUUUAAUGAUGUGACUUUUAUGCAACUCUGCUUUUAUUGCGAAUAUCUUGUAUGUAUUCCCUAGUCUGUGAAGUUCAAGUGUUAUAUUUGUUAAUAUCGCAAGACUGAGGACAUGAAUACAUUUAAAUGAAUCUAUACAGAAAUUAUUUCAACUCAGUGGAUUCAUUGGCUAAAGUAGCAAUUACAAGUAUUAUUAUUUUUAUAAUAUUUAUAUUUAUUGGAAAAAGAAAUAGAAGUUACAUGCAUUUGUUACAUAAAGGUUGGGCUCCUAAUAUGUAUACCAAGAUGCCAAAUUUCAAUUGUAUACAGAAUACUAAUAAUGCUAUGAUACAGCCUUAGAAUGUAAAAGAAAGGAGACUUGUACUUUUACUGGAAUACAAACAGACCUGUUUUUUUUUUUUUUUCCGUAGUUUGUGUGGAAUGUUGCUGCAUGAAUGUGAUGUAAGUAAAUAUGUAUUUAUGCAUGUGAGGAACAAUAAACAUCUUCCAACUGCC